This is a messenger RNA of Pungitius pungitius (ninespine stickleback), 2782 nucleotides long. It is a transcript of the gene antxr1b, whose product is annotated as ANTXR cell adhesion molecule 1b. Bases 270 to 2171 code for a protein of 633 amino acids. The transcript is spliced from 17 exons. NCBI's taxonomy places the organism in Eukaryota, Metazoa, Chordata, Actinopteri, Perciformes, Gasterosteidae. The record is from RefSeq and is a predicted model, not a curated record. Gene Ontology annotation, molecular function: transmembrane signaling receptor activity. Gene Ontology annotation, cellular component: cell surface; plasma membrane.
GAGAGGGUCAGAGAGAGAGAGAGGGUGAGAGAGAGAGAGACUAAGACUCCAACCAGCUUCACUCCUCCUCAGCACACAACUGCUGCUGAGGAGAUGGGACGCUGACCCCGAGAGGAGCGUUUCAUGCCUCGGACAGCAGUCUGCACGACAUGGCCGACCGCUCCAGUGUGUUGUGAGCAGGGAAAGCGGCUGGAAAAACUCCAACCUGGAGAGCAUUUGUGUUCUCCUUGUCUUUGGUGGAGCUGGUGCUUUCUCUUAAGCCCGGGGCGAUGUCACAGAGCUGGAGCAGGCAGGUCCUGCUCGGCGUGGAACUGGGCAUGCUGCUGGCCGUGCUGGUGGCCGGCAGCGCCGGACAGAUCCAGGACAGCAGGGAGGCCGGGUCGUCCUGCUACGGAGGAUUUGAUCUGUACUUUGUUUUGGACAAGUCUGGCAGUGUGCAAUACUACUGGAAUGAGAUUUAUUACUUUGUUGACCAUCUGGCUCACAAGUUUAUCAGUCCUCAGCUGCGGAUGUCUUUCAUUGUGUUUUCCACAGAAGGACGGAUUCUCAUGGCAUUAACAGAAGACAGCAGAGAGCAGAUUCGGGCUGGACUGGAGGAGUUGAACAUGGUGGAGCCAGGUGGAGACACCUUCAUGGACAGAGGUUUUCAGAGAGCCAGCGAGCAAAUAUACUACGGGACUGGAUAUGGUUACCGGACAGCGAGCGUCAUCAUCGCCCUGACUGACGGUGAACUGAGGGAAAAUCAGUUUGACCUGGCACAAAGAGAGGCAGGCAGAGCGCGCCAGUUGGGCGCCACUGUGUACUGUGUGGGCGUCAAAGACUUUAAUGAAACCCAGCUUUCGACGAUAGCUGACAGCAAGGACCACGUCUUCCCGGUGAACGACGGCUUCGACGCGCUGCAAGGGGUCAUUGACUCGGUGGGCGAGACGCAGGCGUCCCACGAUGUCCCGUACCUUUCGUUCAGCGUGUCAUUGUGUCACUUUACCUUUCAGAUCCUGAAGCGAUCGUGCAUUGAGAUCCUGGCGGUAGAGCCCUCCAGCAUCUGUGAAGGAGAAUCCUUCCAGGUGGUUGUUAAAGGAAAUGGUUUCCUUCACGCGCGAGACGUACAGAAAGUUCUCUGCAGCUUUCGCAUCAAUGACACAGUUACUUUGAUGAAAAGACCUUUGGUUGUGAGGGAUACUUACCUUUUGUGCCCAGCUCCUGUUCUGGAAAAAGAGGGAACGUCUGCCACCCUUCACGUCAGCAUGAACAAUGGCCUGAGCUUCGUAUCCAGCUCCGUCACAAUUACUGCCGUCACAUGCUCCGACGGGACCUUUGUGGCCGUGGCCCUGCUCAUCCUGCUGCUCCUGCUCACCAUCCUUCUGCUGUGGUGGUUCUGGCCUCUCUGCUGCACCGUGGUCAUCCACGAGCCGCCUCCUGCCGUAAUAGAGGACCUCUCUGAUGACGAAGAUGGUUUUCCCAAGAAGAGGUGGCCCACUGUGGACGCCUCGUACUACGGAGGACGCGGAGUCGGAGGUAUCAAGAGGAUGGAGGUCCGAUGGGGGGACAAAGGCUCCACUGAAGAAGGAGCCAAACUGGAAAAAGCUAAAAACGCCCGGGUUGUGAUGCCCGAAGAGGAGUUUGAUCCACCGCGGCCUUAUUACAGCGUGCACAAAUAUACCCGCCAGCAGAAGUGGUACUCUCCGAUCAAGGGCAAACUGGAUGCUUUGUGUGUUUUCCUGAGAAAAGGCUACGACAGAGUGUCAGUGAUGCGACCUCAUCCCGGAGACAAGGGCAAGUGCGUGAACUUCACCCGAAGCCGAGACCACCCGGCCGCUCGCUACCCCAUCUACAGACACCCCUCCACGCCCGUCUACACGUUGCCCCUCGGUGUCCGCCGUCGCCCUUCGGAGGAGUUGCCCCCCUCCCCGACUUCGACGCUGCCCCCUCUGCCGUCCACGCCUCCGCCCCCCUCCUUCUUCUCCUCCUCCCCCUGCGCCAUCGCCCCAACUGCCGGGUACACGCCUGCUCCGAACCGAGCGCUGCCCCCACCUUCGGACUCGAGCUCGGCCUGUGCGCCCCCGCCUCCGACCGGCUCGCUGCCGCCGCCGCCGCCGCCUCAGGGCGCCCCCCCGUGUAGAGCGCCACCCCCGUCACGGCCUCCACCGCGCCCCGCCCAGGAGAACUAUUGAAGGUUAUGACAUUUUUUUUUUGAAAAAAAAGUGGAGGAGAAGGAUGGAGACCUGGAGGAGUCCUCUUACAGAGUGAAUGUAUGACGUCACCUUUGGAGGCUGCAGCUGGUGAUGCAACUUUGGCACCGCCCGAUGCCAAGUGUGGCUAUUUUUUUUUUUUACAAAAGUCUAGAAAUUGGUUAUUUAGUGGAGUGAGCACAGCUUUGGCUUUUAAAUGCUAUUGCAGCUAAGCAAUGUAUGCACUUUUUAAGGACACUUCUUCCCAAUAGCAAGCGUCGCAGUUCUCUUUGGAUGCGUCCAAACGAGUCCAAACAGCAGCUCAGCAACUGCUUCAUGUGUUUUAUACAUGAACAUCUGUUUGGCAAGCGUCUUGGAAAAUGUUAUGAAUAUUCAUUAUCACAAAAAGAUAUACACUACAUAAUGUUGCAUUAAAUAUCUGAUUUCCAUGGGCAAUAACACUUUUCAUUUGAUUCACUUUUUGGGUACAAGCACAAUGCAUGAUAUUAAAAACAUAGUUUACUCAGGAUCCAGUCUUUCAAAUAUAAAGAUGUCUGCAAGAAGUUUUUGAGGCUGUUUGUAAUUUAAGUUCCUUAUAAAAGUGACUUUUGGAA